AUGGCAAGGAGGAGCGGGGCGGCAGGAGUGAGAGUGGUGGCGCCCCCAGCACACGUCCCGCAGACAGUCAACGCGCCCUCUGCCCUCCACCCGCCGCAGCACAAACCCAACUGGAGAUCGGACAAGACCAGUAGCAGCGAUACUGUCAAUAAGCCCAGGGUUAGUUUGAGUGACAGCAGCAGCAGCCCCGUGGAGCCGAUUAAGCCACUUCUAGAUCUGAGUCUUGGUGAUCCUAGUUGCUCCCUCACCGUGCCUCUCCACCCUGUGUUUGAUGAGGCGGCGCCCUAUAACGUGUCCGCCAUGACGGGGAACACUGCGUACCUCCACUGCCUCGUUCAUAACCUCGGCAACAAGAGUGUGUCGUGGAUCAGACAGCGGGACCUACACAUCAUGACGGUGGGGCGCUACACGUACACCACGGACCAGCGCUUCGAGGUGAUCCACUCCCCGGGCUCCAAGGACUGGAUACUCAAGAUUAAGUACGCACAAGUGAGAGACUCUGGCAACUACGAGUGUCAAGUGUCCACUAAGCCAGUGCGAACCUACGUUGUCCAUCUUAACAUCUUCGAACCCCAGGCGGAGAUUAUUGGCGCCCCAGACAUCCACGUGGACAUGGGCUCUGCAAUUAAUCUCACAUGCGUCAUCAGUCACAGCCCAGAGCCACCUGCUUACAUCUUCUGGUACCACAACGGCAAGGUGAUGAGUUACGACUCCCCCAGGGGAGGCGUCACCGUUAUGACGGACCACGGCAACUCUACCACCGGGUACCUGCUUAUACAGGACGCUCAAACCUCAGACACCGGGAACUACACGUGCGCUCCCUCCAACACCGCCGCAGCCUCCAUCGGUGUACACGUUCUUAAUGGGGAAACUCCGGCCGCCAUGCAGACCAACGGGAUGGAGUCACUUCUCUCGCGUCCCGUGGUGGUGGUGCUUCUGGCCCUGCUGUCACUACUGGCGGCGGACCUCCCCCUGCCCCCCAGUGCCGGUGUCAAGGGCGGGGCGGCACUGGCAGGGAUCUGGAAGGGUCUCAGCAGUCUCAUCUCCUGGAGUCUCCCGGUCCACUCCUCCAGAAGUGUGUUCACGUAGGGGGUUUCGGUGCAUAGAUCCGCCCCAGCCCCCCCCUUCAGCUACUCCCCUCCACCCACUCCCCACGCCGCCAGUGCCUUCUGUGUGUGUGUGUGUGUGUGUGUGUGUGUGUGUGUGUGUGUGUGUGUGUGUGUGUGUGUGUGUGUGUGUGUGUGUGUGUGUGUGUGUGUGUGUGUGUGUGUGUGUGUGUGUGUGUAUGAAUGUUUGUAAGUACGCAGAGCCCCAUCGGUCCGUGCCUCGGCCAUUUUCUCCUUUCCUUCCAUCACACACACGCACACACACCGUCCCUUCCUUUCCUCCUGCCCCUCCCCAACUCUCCAUCCUCUCCCCUCCUUUCAAACUGUACAGAAGAAAAGACUACAUCAAGUCUUAACGUCUCUCCUCCUCUCCCGUGAAGAGACUAUUUGGUGCGCGACAACACGUCACACAGUAUACAUAAAGAACAUUUGCUGCUCAGUCUAUGUACGUAGCGUAGAUAGAUGCCGUCGAUGGAGUGAUAUUUUCGUAGUUUCAAGACAUAAUAACAGGGGGUCGUGGGGAGUGUUUGUCUAUAACAACACGGUCCUGACUUUAUACAUUUUCUAGUGAACUGUAAAUAACUGUGUGAGUGUGUGAAAGAAAGAGAGGGAGAAGGAAAAUAUGGGAUAUGUUGUUCGUUUAUAUACUCUUUGUAAGAAGGUCCUUCGAGGCGCCUCCCUGGCCGCGACGGAGGCUGCCUGGCCGACGCCUCGCCCCUACCAGGGACACCAGUGUGUUCACCCAACCGCAGCCACAAACAGAGACAGUAUUGUGUGUCGAGGCUGCCCAGAGACACGCCCUGCAGGAUGGACCAGCGGCGCCCACACUAUCGAGCUCUUCGUGUCGCCCUCCCAAGGAAGGCGCAGCGGGGCACGUCCGUCACCGCCAUGGUUUCGAUGUCUCAUGAAUCAGUGUUGAUUGGUAAUAAGCUGUGCGACCCCCAGUAGUUCCCGCCCCGUCAGGGUCACGACGCGAGGAUGGAUAGCCCGAUGUGGGUGUGGGAGUCUCUCGCGGGCGCCAGCUGGACCACAGUGUGUAGCAACAUAGUUCACCAAGCACCCGUACCUCUGCUGACAGGCAGAUGUUUAUAUUGGCAAUGUAUGUUUUCGUCUGUGCAUAGAAGUUUCUCCAUAUUUGUUUAGAGAAUCCACCAAGCUACUAAGCUUUCUCCUGUAUAUUUUCUUUGUAAAUAAAGGACUGCCCUGGAAUUUCCAGUGACAGAGAUAGGAAAA
Molecule: messenger RNA, 2339 nt
Organism: Scylla paramamosain (green mud crab)
Lineage: Eukaryota; Metazoa; Arthropoda; Malacostraca; Decapoda; Portunidae
Product: zwei Ig domain protein zig-8-like
Exons: 7
Coding region: 1-1089 (362 amino acids)
Biological process (GO): synapse organization
Cellular component (GO): neuron projection membrane
Source: RefSeq, a predicted model, not a curated record